AAAAAAUAUCGGAAAACCUUAAUUUUCAUCCUGAUUGAAAUGGAUUCCUAUCCCGCCAUAAAAAAUACUCUCUACGAAGAGUGACUAAAAAAACUACAAACUAAGAACUCAAACACGUGAUUUAUGAAAAAAAAAUUAAUAUAUUGGUAUAUCGAUUCGUGGAGAUUAGGCAAAAUGUUAAAAUUUCCUGAAAAAUGUUCACAGCAUAACAAAAACUGUAAAGAAAUAACAUUUUGUGUCUUUUGUGUUUAACACAUUGCAUAUUUCAGACAUUCAAUGUAUUUCAAUCACGUAGCUCGCUUCAAUUUGACACAAGAGGAAAAUAUCGACUUUGAUCCUCCUUUGAUCAAAUAAUGUAUAACUUUACAUAAUGUUGAAGUUUUACUCCUCGUGGGGCCUUUCUUGUGACCUUGAACUUUCACACAUGUUUCAAAAUGGCGGAGCCCAGCAGCGGAGAUGGAAACGGAGAUAAAAGUGCAAAUUGUGAUGAAGUGAAUGGGAUUAGCGCUAAAGUUGUAUCAGAAGAGGACGCAAGACGUGCAGAGGAAUUAAAGGAAAAAGCAAAUGAGUUCUUUAAAAAAAAAGAUUAUGGCCAGUCCAUAACAUACUACACAGAAGCUAUAGAAUUGAAUCCCUACAUCACUGCUUACUGGGGCAACAGAAGCUUUGCCUACAUAAAAACAGAGUGUUAUGGCUAUGCCCUAAAUGAUGCCAGCAAGGCUCUUGAAUUGGACAAAACUUACAUUAAGGCCUACUACAGGAGGGCAUCUGCCAACAUGGCUCUUGGAAAGUUCAAACUGGCUUUGAAGGACUUUGAAGCAGUGACAAAGGCCAGGCCAAGUGAUAAAGAUGCUCAAAGAAACUAUCACGAAUGCAAUAAAAUUGUGAAGAGACAGGCCUUUAUGAAAGCCAUCAGUGUGGAUGACCAUAAGAAACCUGUGGCUGUGACAAUUGAGGAAGAAUUGGCCAAUAUGGUAAUUGAGGAUGACUACCAGGGACCUUGUAUAGGAGAAGAAGGUAUCACACUACAGUUCAUGAAAGAUCUGAUAGAAACUUUUAAACAACAGAAAAAAUUACAUAGGAAAUAUGCUUAUCAGAUACUAGUUGAGGUUAAGAAAAUAUUUAUGUCUCAGGCGUCAUUGGUGGAUAUAACAGUGCCAAAGGGGAAGAAGUUCACAAUAUGUGGUGAUGUCCAUGGCCAGUUUUACGACCUGCUGAAUAUAUUUGAACUGAAUGGGCUCCCCUCAGAAGAGAACCCUUACCUGUUUAAUGGAGAUUUUGUUGACAGAGGCUCCUUUUCUGUGGAGUGUAUACUUACAUUAUGGGGAUUUAAACUUUUAUAUCCCAGUCAUUUUUAUAUGUCAAGAGGAAAUCAUGAGAGUGAGACAAUGAACCAGAUGUAUGGUUUUGAUGGAGAAGUGAAAGCAAAGUAUACUAAUCAAAUGGCAGAACUUUUCACAGAAGUUUUCAACUGGCUACCUCUAUCCCACCUGAUAAAUGAAAAGAUUUUAGCAAUGCAUGGAGGACUAUUCAGCGAAGACAAUGUGACAUUGGAUGACAUCAGGAAAACAGACAGAAACAGACAACCUCCAGAUUCAGGUAUUAUGUGUGACCUGCUUUGGUCUGAUCCACAGCCUCAGCCAGGUAGGUCAGCCAGCAAGAGAGGGGUCGGCUGUCAGUUUGGUCCAGACGUCACAAAAAAAUUCCUUGAGAACAAUAACCUUGAAUAUAUUGUCAGAAGCCAUGAGGUGAAAAAUGAAGGUUAUGAAGUCGCACAUGAUGGGAAGUGCAUCACCGUUUUCUCAGCACCUAAUUACUGUGAUACCAUGGGUAACAAGGGGGCAUUUAUAGUUAUACGAGGAGAUGAUCUUACUCCACAGUUUACAUCCUAUGAGGCUGUGCCACAUCCAAACGUCAAGCCCAUGGCAUAUGCAAAUUCACUGCUGAGCAUGUUUUAGAUCAACAUUUCAACAUCAACAGAACUGAAUAGGAUUUUCCUUCCAUUUUCAUAACACUUCAUCUGAUCUUCCAUUAUAUAUCUCAUUGAAUGGAUUCACAGAAAAUAACGUCCCAUUGGCAGUUACCAAGAUUGCAUAGGAAAAACAGCUGAAACUGAUAUACUAUGUUUCCAGCCAUUUAAUACUUUUAAUUUACAGUUAAGAUUACCUAGCUCUCUUGAAACAGUUGUGUGAAGUUCCUGAAAAUUCAG
Messenger RNA from Lingula anatina, 2209 nucleotides. Its product is annotated as serine/threonine-protein phosphatase 5. Gene Ontology annotation, molecular function: hydrolase activity; protein binding. The record is from RefSeq and is a predicted model, not a curated record. Lineage: Eukaryota; Metazoa; Brachiopoda; Lingulata; Lingulida; Lingulidae.